UUCCUCCGCCUCCUACAAAAGGCGAGAUUGGCAAUGAUCAACCACCAAGUCCUUCUGGCUUCCCACGUGCGGAUCUUUUCUUCCUCUUGCAUACUCUCCGGCGCCCUCAAUCCUAGCGCCGCCAUGUCCACCUCUGGUGCCGUCGUCCACCCGUCUGUCGCCGAGCAGAAGCAUGCUCUUCGAUCCAGAAUCAAGAAAGAACUCCGGUCGCUUCCCGCCGACCAGCGAAGCAAAGAAGAUACGGAAAUUCAGAACUUCGUACUGAAUUCUCCAUGGUUCAAGUCUGCUAAGAGGUUAUGUGCUUAUAUAAGCUGUGAUGCGCUGAGGGAGGUUGAUACAACAAGAAUUUUGUCAGAAAUUCUGAAGAAUAAAACUCCUUAUGUGCUUGAUCACUCAGAGGAGAUGGUGAUGGUGUGCGGAUUUCAAGUGAUCUCCGGCCAUGACUACGAUGGUGGUGUCUAUGGCGAAGGCAGUAGGCUGGAGGUCGAGGCAGUUGAGAGGAAGUUGUUGCAGCUUUGGAGCGCAAGAGGUCAAGACCAUCACACACAGAUGAGGAAAAAGCUGUAUGUCCCUCGAGUUGAAGACAAGAAUAGUAAUAUGAGGAUGCUACACAUCUCAACGACUGAAGAUCUGGUAGUGAGUUCGAUGAAUAUAUUUGAACCAUCUCCAACAGAUGCUAGUGGAAAUCAUCGUGAGGAUGCUAUGCUGGCAAGCGAGCCGGUUGAUAUUUUUCUUUUACCUGGUGUUGCCUUCGACAGGCAGGGACAUCGUCUUGGCCGUGGUGGCGG
Molecule: messenger RNA, 788 nt
Organism: Dendrobium catenatum
Lineage: Eukaryota; Viridiplantae; Streptophyta; Magnoliopsida; Asparagales; Orchidaceae
Product: 5-formyltetrahydrofolate cyclo-ligase, mitochondrial
Biological process (GO): folic acid-containing compound biosynthetic process; tetrahydrofolate interconversion
Cellular component (GO): mitochondrion
Molecular function (GO): 5-formyltetrahydrofolate cyclo-ligase activity
Source: RefSeq, a predicted model, not a curated record